AUGCUCACUGGAGAUGAACUUUGCAAUUCUAAAGUCUGUGAGAAAUCCUUAAAUUUGUGUUCCAGCAUUGCUCAAGUUCAGGGACUCCACGCUGCAAGGGAACAGGAUACCCAGGGAGAAUAUCAUGAACGUCUUGACACUACAUAUAAUAUUUUGCAACAACCAAACUACAUUGGAGAGAAACGAUACCAGUGUUGGAAAUGCAGGAAAUCCUUCAGUACUGCCUCGUAUCUCACUGUGCAUCAGAGAAUUCACACAGGAGAGAAGCCUUACACAUGUAAAGAUUGUAAUAAAUCCUUUAUUAUGAAGUCAAGUCUUACAAAACAUGAGAGAAUUCAUACUGGAGAGAAGCCUUACACAUGUAAGGACUGCAACAAAUCUUUUAAUGUGAGUUCAAAUCUUACACUGCAUAAAAGAAUUCAUGCAGGAAAGAAGCCCUACAAAUGUAAGGACUGUGCCAAAUCCUUCACUACAAGGUCAAGUCUUACACUGCAUCAGAGAAGACAUACAGGAGAAAAGCCUUACACAUGUAAGGACUGUGAGAAAUCCUUUGCUGUGAAUUCAACUCUUACACAACAUCAGAGAAUCCAUACAGGAGAGAAGCCUUACAAAUGCCAGGAAUGUGGCAAAUCAUUUACAACACGCACAUAUCUUAGAGAACAUCAAAAAAUUCAUACUGGAGAGAAAUCUUAUACAUGUGAGGAAUGUAGCAAAUCUUUUACUACAUGCUCAUAUCUUAGAAAACAUAAGAAAAUUCAUACUGGAGAGAAACCUUACAAAUGUAGAGAAUGUGACAUGUCCUUUGUCCAGAGUUCAAAUCUUAGAAAACAUCAGAGAAUCCAUACUGGAAAGAAACAGUAAAGAAA
Messenger RNA from Phodopus roborovskii (desert hamster), 866 nucleotides. RefSeq names its product zinc finger protein 345-like. The transcript has 2 exons. The record is from RefSeq and is a predicted model, not a curated record. Gene Ontology annotation, cellular component: nucleus. Gene Ontology annotation, biological process: regulation of transcription by RNA polymerase II. Lineage: Eukaryota; Metazoa; Chordata; Mammalia; Rodentia; Cricetidae. The coding region runs from base 1 to 861 and encodes 286 amino acids. Gene Ontology annotation, molecular function: RNA polymerase II transcription regulatory region sequence-specific DNA binding; DNA-binding transcription factor activity, RNA polymerase II-specific.